GUUUUAGUACUAGUCGUCACUAAAUGUACGCAUGCGUUUAGACGCGUAUGGUUGACGUCUAACGUACAUUUGGACGAUGUUUUAGACGCUUUUGAGUUUUGACACAUCCAUGGUGCAACGACGUGUUCGAUGCCUCGCGUCUGACUCGUCGGGGUUGCCCUUAAGCCAUCCCAGCCGCUGUUAGCGGGGCUAGCGAUGUUGCAAAGGUUUGAUAAGGUGAACAAUGUUAGUCCUCUUCUUAGAGGUGCUGGAGGUGACAAUGUCAUGUAGAUUGUGUUGUGUACUGUAGAGGUUAUGUAGCUGUACAUAGGCUACGCUAGCUCUCUUUGCUCCCUCCACAACGUGAGGGGAUACUUGUACAAUAUACUCAAUGGUCACGCGUUCCUUCGGCGGGGCGUUGCAUCAUGGACGCGAUAAAGGAAGGUCCCGAGAGAAGCAUGAGCCCGGGCCGAGUGGUGGCCCUCGCUGCCGGCCUCUCUAUAGGGGCCGGGGUGGGCUACAUGGUCUACCGCCACCUGAGCAGCACCAGUAUCAGUGCCACCUCCCAGCUGGUCAGCUGUGAAGAGUCUACGAUGACUCUUCCCCUGGACGUGUACAGGAAUAUGUCAAGACACCAGGCCACCUUUCUGGAUACGGCCAGAGAGCGGUCUGGAGCCCAUGUCCAGGUCAUGCCGGCCACAGGGGGUCCCUGCCCUCAGACAGCUGUGGGUUUACUCCUUCGGGGGUCCCCGGAACAGAUACUAAUGGCCAAGUGUGUCCUGGGCAACCUGGUCACAGACUGUGAGCCAGCCACUGAAGUCCUGGAGGUGCCCCAGACGGCCUUUGGAAGGAUCAUAGGCCGUGGAGGGGAGUCUCUAAAGCUAAUCACGCAGACCACCGGCGCCAGGGUCGUUUGUCCCCGGGAGAGGCGGCAGGACCCUGGGGCCAUGGGCAAAGUGACCAUCACAGGCACCCAUCAGGAGGUGCAGCAGGCCAAGGAGUUGAUACUGGAGAAGGUGCGUGACGACACCACGGUAAGGAGGAAGAUCUGCCAGUCAUCCGCCCUUCGCCUGAAACGAGGGCCGCAUGAUCUCCAGGCCCCCAAGUGUGAGGACGCGGAGCCACAGCCGCCGGGACCGGCUGUCAACCACAACAACAACAACGGGCCCUGCUCCCUGAAGCCCGAGGAGCUGGCGCUGAGUCUGCAGUCCAACAAGCCCGGGAACAAGGAGGAGAAGCCCGAGGAGCUGGCGCUGAGUCUGCAGUCCAACAAGCCCGGGUACAAGGACGAGAACCCCGAGGAGCUGGCCUCCCCAGACUCCCUCUCCGAAGUGUCCAAGUUUGAAAUUCCCAGCCCGGACCUGAGCUUCCAGCCCGACGAGCACCUGGAGGUGUACGUCUCGGCGUCGGAGAACCCCAGCCACUUCUGGAUCCAGAUCCUGGGGGUUCGCUCCCUGCAGCUCGACAAGCUGACGGAGGAGAUGAGUCGCUUGUACGCCGCGGGAACACCCAGCGAGCACAUGAUAGAGUCCAUCGUGGUAGGGGACAUUGUGGCCGCCCCGUACCGGGACCAUUGCACGUGGAACAGGGCCCGAGUGCUGGGCCUGCAUGGGUCCGGCCUGGUGGACCUUUACUACGUGGACUUUGGAGACAACCAAGAUCUGCCCAAAGACAGCCUGCGCAGCAUGAGGAGUGAUUUCCUCAGUUUACCGUUCCAGGCCAUUGAGUGUAGCCUGGCAGAAGUACAGCCAGCAGAUGAGGCCUGGACCGAGGCAGCCCUGGAUGACUUUGAAAAACUAACUUAUUGCGCUGAGUGGCGCCCCCUGCGGGCCAAGCUGUGCAGUUACUCCCACUCUGAAGUUUGCACCUGGCCAAGUAUGAAGCUCUAUGACAACAGCCAGGGCAAGGCUGUAGAUCUGGGUGAGGAGCUCAUCCGUCUGGGCCACGCCGUGAGUUGCCAGGACUCAGGCAGCGCAGGAGGGGACGCUGAAAACCUUGGCUCUCUGCAGAGAAUGCUGGAUGAUGUGAUCGGGGCGUCGUCUGAGCUGAGCCUGUCCUGUAUAAGCCUAUCAGAAGUUGCUUCCAUCUCUGGAAGCGUUGACGAUACCAUUGAUGAUGAGCUUUUCUGAUGUCAAGCCUCCAGCAUGGACCGUCCACACCCCUGCAUCCCUUUGAUGUGGAUUGCUGCAGGUGAAUCUCUACCUAGCUGUGUGAGCCCCAACACCCUGCAUUGAUGAAGCGUUACUUACUUGAAUGUGUGCAACAGUUAAAAUCUUCCCGAAAAAGUAGUGGUCUUUAGUCACCCAAAUGCAGGAUUUAUUUGUUGCUGUCGUUUAUUUUUUUAAUAGUGCCACUGUUUCUGUUACGUUCAAGACUGCUUUGGGUUCAUAAUCAGGAUAUCGGGUUCAAAACUUCCCUGAGGCCAGUUCAUGGCUAAGUCACUGGUAAGCUGGACCGUGGCUGUAAUGUUUCAGUUUGCUGUGUGCGUGCGUGCGUGCGUGCGUGCGUGCGUGCGUGCGUGCGUGCGUGCGUGCGUGUGUGCGUGCGUGCAUGUGCUCGUGUGAAUGCCCAGCUGUUGAAUACAUUGAAUAUAUAUUGAAGAGAAAUAUAUUGUUCAGGUUAUAUUAUUGUUUUAAUAUUAAAUAUCGUUAUUUUGUGAAACUUAAGAUGUAUCUAUAAUACUGCAGUGCUAUUUGUCUGCAGAAAUACAAUAGUGAUCUUCAAUAAAGAAUUUAUUUGUCUUAAAUGUG
This is a messenger RNA of Gadus morhua (Atlantic cod), 2729 nucleotides long. It is a transcript of the gene tdrkh, whose product is annotated as tudor and KH domain containing. The coding region runs from base 405 to 2108 and encodes 567 amino acids. The transcript is spliced from 14 exons. Gene Ontology annotation, biological process: P granule organization; piRNA processing; spermatogenesis. Gene Ontology annotation, cellular component: P granule. The record is from RefSeq and is a predicted model, not a curated record. NCBI's taxonomy places the organism in Eukaryota, Metazoa, Chordata, Actinopteri, Gadiformes, Gadidae. Gene Ontology annotation, molecular function: RNA binding.